AUAACCGACUUGUUUGUAUCUUGUGUAUAAAGAAAAUCAGAAUGACGACCGCGGCGCCAUCUUUAAGCAAGCACAGCCGCUACUUCACCACCGUCACGCCGGAGCGCUUCGCCGUCCUUCGCGGCCGCUUCGACCAGUUCAUCGUCGAGCUGGACAAGGACGUGUCGGUCGUCAAGGUCUUCGACCAGCUGCGGGACGAGCAGCUGGAACAGCUAGCCGUCAUCAGGGAGGUCAGCCAGACGCUUCAGCAGAAGAAGGAUGAGGAUAUCUUGAAGGCUAAGCAAGCGGCAGAGGAAGCUGAGAAGAAAGCAGAGGCUGAUGCAGCAAAGAAAGAAGAAGAUAAGGUGGAAGAAAAAAAAGAUCAAGAAGUUAAAGAAGACAAAAUGGAGACUGUAGCAGCGUUAUACUCGCAAUAA
Cydia amplana is the source of this 416-nucleotide messenger RNA. RefSeq lists its product as uncharacterized. The transcript has 3 exons. Lineage: Eukaryota; Metazoa; Arthropoda; Insecta; Lepidoptera; Tortricidae. The record is from RefSeq and is a predicted model, not a curated record. The coding region runs from base 42 to 416 and encodes 124 amino acids.